Anopheles coluzzii is the source of this 4008-nucleotide messenger RNA. RefSeq names its product spermatogenesis-associated protein 20. Gene Ontology annotation, biological process: carbohydrate metabolic process. Lineage: Eukaryota; Metazoa; Arthropoda; Insecta; Diptera; Culicidae. The coding region runs from base 368 to 2932 and encodes 854 amino acids. The record is from RefSeq and is a predicted model, not a curated record. The transcript is spliced from 4 exons.
AACACACAAAAUUCGCAACCAAAAUCGUGUCGCAAGGUGCAAUUCGCAAUUUAAUUGUGCAAAAUUUGCCGUAAGUAGCCAGUGCGUAUGGCGACCAAGUGUAGUCGGUGGUGUUAAAUACUCUCUUAGUGAAAACGAUCUGGCUCGAUACGUUGUUUUCCAAAAGACUCUCACAUACCCUGAACACACACACGUUUGUUAGCACGAGCAGCAACAGCAGCCACAAAACAAUCGAUACCAGCAUUGCCUGUGUGUGGUGGCGUGUUCGUUUGGUGUGUCACAGUGUGUAUCGCGCCUGCUUGCCUGCCCCGCACUCGGAACUAGGAACUAAUCACGGGCCAGCACCACCACCAGUGGAGUCUAUGCUAUGUUGCAUAGCGUUGGCAGAAUCCCGCUAGCGAACUAUCUGCGUUGCUGCACGUCGUCGUCCACCGGACAUCUGCGCAAAGUACCCCGUGCCGGCGGUAGUCUCGGGAGCAGCCCGCUCGGUCUGCACACACCGUCGGUUGACUGCUGCUCGUUUUCCGCCAGCUCCUCGCUACUGCUCCACCACCCGCUUCCUUCUCCACCGGCCUCACCACAGCAUCAACCUUCGCCCCAUCAUCCGCUAGCGUCAACAACGCAAGUACGCUCCUGCUCGAACCAUUCGAAAGCACCACCCCAGUCGGGCCAGACAACGAUGGCGGCCAACUCGAGCGGUACGGAACCAAAGUUUACCAACCGAUUGAAACAGGAGAAAUCGCCCUACCUGCUACAGCACGCCCACAAUCCGGUCGAAUGGUACCCGUGGGGCGAGGAGGCGAUCCAGCGAGCAAGGGCGGAAAACAAGCUCAUCUUCCUGUCGGUCGGCUACAGCACCUGCCACUGGUGCCACGUGAUGGAGAAGGAGUCGUUCGAGAACGAGGAGGUGGCCAAAAUCAUGAACGAACACUUCAUCAACAUCAAGGUGGACCGGGAAGAGCGGCCGGAUAUUGACAAGCUGUACAUGAUGUUCAUUCUGCUGAUUAAUGGUUCGGGCGGGUGGCCCAUGUCGGUGUGGCUAACGCCGGAUCUGGCCCCCGUGACGGGAGGGACGUACUUUCCGCCGAACGAUCGGUGGGGCAUGCCCGGCUUCACGACCGUACUGACGAAGCUGGCCGGCAAGUGGUCCACGGAUAAGGACGAUCUCGUGACGACGGGCCGGUCGGUGAUUGAGGCGAUCCGGCGCAACGUCGAUCACAAGCGGGCGGAUGAGGUGGAAGAUGCGACCAACAUGGAAACGCUGGAAGCAAAGUUCAAGCAGGCGGUCAACAUGUACCAGCGCAAUUACGAUAUGGUUUGGGGCGGUUCGCUCGGUGCGCCAAAGUUCCCGGAAGCGUCCAAGCUGAACCUAAUGUUCCACCUGCAUGUGCAGGAACCGAAGCACAAGGUGCUGGGAGUGGUGCUGAACACGCUGGACAAGAUGGCCGCCGGCGGUAUACACGACCACGUGUUCGGUGGCUUCGCGCGCUACUCCGUGGACAAGAAGUGGCACGUGCCACACUUCGAGAAGAUGCUGUACGAUCAGGGCCAGCUGCUGUCCCUGUACGCCAACGGGUACCGGUUGACCAAGAAGCCCUCCUAUCUGGCGGUGGCGGACGCCAUCUAUCGCUACCUUUGCAAGGACCUGCGCCAUCCGGCUGGCGGUUUUUACAGCGGCGAGGAUGCCGAUUCGCUACCGACGGCGGAGAGUGAGGAAAAGAUCGAGGGUGCCUUUUACGCGUGGACGUACGAUGAAGUGAAGGAGCUAUUGGGCGCGAAUGGGGAGAAGUUUGGCGAACUGGGCGGCGUUGAUCCGGUGGCCGUGUAUGCUGCGCACUACGACGUGAAGGAGGAGGGCAACGUGAAACCGAGCAGCGAUCCGCACGGCCAUCUGCUUGGGAAGAACAUCCUGAUCGUGUACGGUUCGGUGCGGGAGACGGCGGAGAAGUUCAACACGACGGUGGAAAUCGUCGAGCGUAUCCUGAAGACGGGCAAUGAGCUGCUGCACGAGGUGCGCGAUAAGCGACCGAGGCCACAUCUGGACACGAAGAUACUGUGCGCCUGGAACGGGCUCGUGCUUUCCGGGCUGUCGCAGCUGGCUUGCGUGAAGGAUGCACCGGGAAGGAGCGAGUAUCUGGCGACGGCGGAAGAGCUGGUGAAGUUCAUUCGAGCGAAUCUGUACGAUGUGCAGGCGAGAAAGCUGUUGCGAUCGUGCUACGGUGGGGCGGAAGAGUCGUUGGCAUCUGAGCGUCCCAUUUACGGAUUCAUCGACGAUUAUGCCUUCCUGAUCAAGGGACUGAUCGAUUACUACGUGGCAUCGUUGGACGAGCACGCUCUGCACUGGGCGAAGGAGCUACAGGACAUCCAGGAUGAGCUGUUCUGGGACACGAAGCACGGGGCUUACUUCUACUCGGAAGCCAACUCUCCAAACGUUGCCGUUCGAUUGAAGGAAGAUCACGAUGGUGCCGAACCGUGCGGUAACAGUGUCGCCGCCCACAACCUGCUCCUCCUGAGCGACUAUUUCGAGGAAGAGCGGCUGAAAGAGAAAGCACGCACCCUGUUUGACUACUUCGCACACACGGCCCAUUUCGGGUACGUGCUGCCGGAGAUGAUGUCAGCCGCCCUGCUGGAAGAGCAGGGCCGCAACACGCUGAUUGUCGUCGGUCCGGAAAGCCCCGAAGCAACCGCGCUGGUCGAUGGGGUGCGCGAGUUCUACAUCCCCGGCAUGAUCAUCGUGCAGCUGAAGAUCGAUCAGCCGGCGCACAUCGUGCGGCGGCGCAAAUCGCUCGACAACUUCAAGAUGGUGAAGAACAUGCCGACGGUCUACAUUUGCCACAACAAGGUGUGCCAUCUGCCGGUGACGGAACCGGAGCGGCUAACGGAAGAGUUCCAGCCGCGGUACACCUUCGACUACCAGGAGUACGAGAACUGAUUUUUCGAGGCCUAAGGUUUUCCAAAGGACGUGAGUGCCGACCGUGCCGACCCAUUGUAUUGAGGGGGGAUGGCAUGGGCGGAGCGGACUUUAGCUGGAAGACUGGUGGCCGCCGCAAGGGAAUCGAAAUCAAGAGACACACAGGCACACACAGCCAUGAUAUGAAGGAACGCGAUAAUGAGGACAAUUGGUUUUAUAAACGGAAGAAGACACGUGAUGAAAGCGGAUGAGUCGGGCGUCGAAUAUCAAUCCAAUCGGAUCGAUCAGGAUGAAAGAUCGAAUAUAGCAGGGAAAGGAAAGGGUGGAGUGGAUAGAAGAGGAUAAGUUCUCUCAACUUAUGUUAAGCAUUGGGGCACUAUUUCGACCGCCAAAACACAGCCUCGAGACGCUGCAUCACCUAAUACGAGCAAAGCUUAGCUGCGUUUAUCGCGUUUUUCCGUUGCUCGAGUUCUCGUUUUGUGUGUUACACGCUGACGACGACGGUUCACUAUUAUCCCUUGUGUACGCGCUUUGUAAUUAAACGAACCACUCAUAAUUUGCGCCAUCGGUUAUAAACCGAGUAGAGUUCGCAUUCCGUUUCGUGCCGUUGCGUUCCAACCCAGCCUCCCCAUCCCCAGCACAGCAGGAGAAAAGGAGCCGGAGGAACGGCAAAACGGUUGUUGUGUUGUUUUCCGGUGCUCGAUCGCGGUUCGCGCCUACUAUUUGUUGUUGACGUUGAUAAUUUAUUUGCUCAAAUUGGUAGCAGCGUGUUUAAGUUUAGUUUUCUGACCGUGCAUAUUGUUGCUAAUUUCGUUGUGUUGCGUUGUCACGCUUGUCGUGGAGUGGAGUCGCAGCUUGUCAAGAGUGUACACGGAAUCAAAAUGUUCACAAUUAGAUACGAUCGAAAGGCAGCGGCGAAGGAGAAAACUUGUUAGCAAACAAGAAGCAAAACAAAAACGUACCGCACACAUAAUUCUAUUGUAGAUUGCGAUCGCGCAUAGAUUGUAGGAAUCGUGUAUUUCGAUUUUUUAUAGAGCGUUUCUCGCCCAUGAUAUGCCGAUAUGCUAGUAAUACACAGCGCGAUAUAUAUUAUUAAA